AUGAGCCCGAAGAAGGCAGCAGAAAUCGUUGAAACCCUGGUGGAAGCAUUAAACAAAAGGAAAAGGCAGAGGCUAAACAAAGUUGGGAGUUCGAGGUCUCCGGAGUGGUACAAGGCUAUGGUGAAAGAGUUAAAUGCUAAGCCUUCCGACCCAGUCGCUACGGAUAAGAGCGAUAUUGAGCAAAAGCUUCGGUCAGGAUCCUCCAUUCUGGUACUGGAGAGCACACCGAGCAGGCGGAGUCAUUGCCGGGCUCUGCUAUGUCUUCGACAGAAGCUGACUGGCAUCAUAAAUAUCGAGUCCGAUUAUCGUUUCAACCUCAAGGAUUUGACAGGGACACGGGCCGGCGAUUUAACCCACCAUCUUCAGCCGAAUCGAUUUUACCAUAUAAAUUGUCUUGAACACAUCCUCAGUCCCCAGAGCCUCCUCGAACCUAAGCAUAUUGUGAUGGAGGGAGGAACAACUAUAUGCAACACGCAGGGACCGCUGGUCUCAAAGACGACACGCUUCCACCCGAUGGUUGAAGACUGGUUCACCUAUAGUGGCUGCAUCUUUGACAUCAAAGAGUAUAGCAUUGGAGCAAAGCAUAUGCGGCUUGGGAGCGGGAAGACUCCAAGCGAGAAUGGAAACACUGGACCACAGGAAGCCAAUUAUUUCUCUCCCGAGCGUACGCCACGUUUGUUGAGUGGGGUGCUUGCAGCCGUAGCCGGGGUGCAACAAAUCGACCUCUUACCAGAAACUUUUCUGUCUACAGUCAGGGAGCAGACAUUGAGGAGCACGAGCUCGGAGCCAGUUUGCUAUGUGGAGAUAGAUGCGGAAACUACCACAACGGCGUAG
Pseudogymnoascus destructans is the source of this 834-nucleotide messenger RNA. RefSeq lists its product as uncharacterized. The transcript has 3 exons. The record is from RefSeq and is a predicted model, not a curated record. Bases 1 to 834 code for a protein of 277 amino acids. NCBI's taxonomy places the organism in Eukaryota, Fungi, Ascomycota, Leotiomycetes, Thelebolales, Thelebolaceae.